Dalotia coriaria is the source of this 2416-nucleotide messenger RNA. RefSeq names its product IQ motif and ubiquitin-like domain-containing protein. Gene Ontology annotation, molecular function: protein binding. NCBI's taxonomy places the organism in Eukaryota, Metazoa, Arthropoda, Insecta, Coleoptera, Staphylinidae. Gene Ontology annotation, cellular component: acrosomal vesicle; motile cilium. The record is from RefSeq and is a predicted model, not a curated record. Gene Ontology annotation, biological process: cilium assembly.
GAUCAAUAUUAGUUCCCAGGGUGAUGAAACAAAAAUGUAUUGAUUAUACAAGUCAUAAUGUCAUUUUUACUUCAUUUACGUAUUAUACAUCAAGUUAUUCCUUGUUAAUAUAAAAUUAAUCAAAAUGGGAACGCGUAAAAGCCACAAACAGUCGCACAACAUCGAAGACACAUCGAGGAGUUGAAAGAAGACAUUCUCGAAGAUGUCCCCAGUGUUACAAUCUCCGAAAUCAUGGAUUACAUCCACCAGAAACAAAAACUCGUCAUCACUGUCAAGUUUACCACAUUGGAUCGAGAAGUCUUCACGCAAUCUUAUGCUGGCCAGAGUACAAUCGCUGAAGUUAAAGAGAUUCUUAAAGAAGUCUUCAAUAUGUCUACCGUUGAGAAAAUCGUAAUAUCACAAAACGGCACUGUUCCCAAAGAUGACGAACUUUUAUCAUCUUUAGUCUAUGAUAAACAUUUUAUGAUGGAUCUGGAUUUACAAUCCACCGACCCAAAAGAGUUUAUAGCUGCUCACAAUGCGUACAAAUCAUUUACGGUCCCUGAUAUUAUCACCGUCACUGUAGUGUAUGAUGAUUGCACGUGUGAGGAUUUCGUUGUCGAGGUGGAAAACCGCUCCAUUUUGAAACCGUUCCUCGGAGGAUAUCGUGAUCGUAUCACACAGAUUGAAUACCAUCAUGGAUACACACAAACCGGUCCGUUUGUGAAAAAAGAUGGCAAGGGAAAAACGCACAGGACGACGCAGACGUACAAAAUGCGUAAUCGUAAAGAAGAUACUAUGUAUUCACGAGCCACGCAGAUGUCUCGACAAGAUUAUUACAUUCCCAAUGUGUGUGAUAAGGUUAUUACAGCUGGCAAAUACGAAUCGGCUGAUGAUAAAGCAACUAGGAUUGAUAUAGAGGGUGCAGUGAGGGUUAUUCAACGAUAUUAUCGUGCGUGGAAACUGCGCAAAGCUCUAAAAUUACUCCUGGCAGAGUAUAGAAAGCGAAUACUUUUGGAGCAAGAAGAAUUGGAUCAUUUACAGAAAAUGGACGAUGAGAGAAAGAAUCGCGAGUUGAUUGGGAAAGUGUUUCCGAGAACAAAAGCGGAUUUCUUUAUGUUGUACACAAUGUUGGAGAAUUGGAAAACGCAGAUUGAUCAGAUUAAAAAGAUGGCGUGUGGACCAUCGAAAAUGUCCCAGAUGUAUCUCUUACUAGAGAAAGAAAUCGACAUGUUAAUGUCCAUAGAACAACAGAAAAAGAUCCUCAAUGAAGACAGACGAGUACAGCGGGAUUUAGAAUUUUUAAAAACGAUCAGUACGCCGCUAUCCUGGAAUAGUGAUUAUAAAAAUCUCUAUAUUGAAAUGGAUACGCUCGAGACGCAAGCCGGGCGUGAAUAUGUCGACUUAUUUCGCAGGGUGUGUGAUACAUCAACAGGAAUCGAGGGACGUAUGCAAGCGUACAUGGAUGUGAAACUAUCACUAAGAAAUCACAUGCAUUGUGAAGUUGGUUUGGAGAUUAUCUCUCUGAUUGAUCGUGCGUGUCUCCUGAUCGGUCGUGGUUUAACCGAUCCUCAUCUUGAGGAGUUACACAAACGUAUUGAGGCUUGUAUCAUGAAACACUAUCACAUGAAGGAGUGUAAUCGUAACAUUGCUCUGCGUUACCACCGCGUCACUGAGAAACUCAUGAAGGAUAAUCUCUUCUAUUGUCAUCGUUGUAAAAUGUUUCGGACGCAUGAUGAGUUUAACAUUGAGCACACCACAACUGCUCUUACUGUGUGCAAGAACUGCUCGAUUGGUGACAAGAUCAUGGAACCAUGGCGAGAUAUUCAACCAUAUAGGUUUUUAUUGAAGUUGAUUCGCAGGGAUGAACGAAGAAAGUCUUCACAUUGUUCCAUUGCGUAUAUCCUGACUGAAAAUGAUAUUUAUCAUAUAAUAACACAGAUUUGGCAGUCACAUUCGGUUAUUAGUGAGGUGAAUGAUAUUUAUAAGUUGAGGUUGUGUAGGUUCUUCAAGGAUUUACCAUGGGCGCCAUGGAAUUGUAUUUUGUUGACUGCCGAGGAGGCAAGAGCACAUUUGAGUAUUAAGGAUUUGAAGACUGUGUAUGAUCCUGGGUUCUUGCAACUUAUCUGUAACAAGCACAUUUUGGCGAAGAGGUUUUUCAAGCGGGCGAUCAAACUGAACGACUAUUUUCAGGAAAUUGGGGAGGCGAAAAUCAGAUGGGAUGAGAUCUUUGAGAAGAAGGAGUUUAUUGCUGUGAAUAGCAAGACUACGAUCUUCCUUAGUUGUCAUUAAUGUGUAUUGGGACCAUUUUUAGCUAAAUUUUGAUUGACUGUAUUAGACUUGGGUGCCAUUUUGUUUUAGGUGUUUAUUUAUAGUAAUACUCAUUGUAUUUCACCCUAAUCCAUCAAAAUUUAAUAAAAACAUGCAUAAAAUGUCA